AGCCUUUACUCUCCUGUUGUGUGUUUGUUUGUUGCUCUCGGUUUCCUGUUCGGGGAGGGCCGUGCUUGUGCGCAUCUCCGACUUAUCCUGGAAAAGGUAACAAUCAAUCUCACAGAUGGAGCAGGCACAGGAGCAACGGACACGGCAGAGCAGCGCUGCGGCAGAUGCAAAGUCGUGCCUGGCGGACGAGGAAGCCUUCAACUCGGUGCGGCAGGCAGCACUCGUGCUGUUCAAGCAGCGCACGAAAGAUCUCACCCGUCUCGCCAGUGUGGAGGCGCAGUCGCAGAAGAUCGAAGCAGAACUGCAGCAAGCCCAGACGAGCGUGGCGCAGCUCUCCGCCCAGCAGGCCGCCCUCGACGCCCAGGUGGAGGACGAGCAGCAGCGUGUUCGUCAACGGGAGGGUCGCCUGGCCGAACUUCACGGUGCGCUGGUGCAGCUGGACGAGGAGCAGCGAACGUUCAAGAAGUUGCAGCAGGCUGCGGAGGCCGCGAUUGGAGCCGCGACGACCUUUAUCGUGCGCUUCACCAGCGCUGAUGGACGUCUCUUUCAGCUGCUGGCGCUGGCGAAAGAGCGGGUUGGCGGACGCAAUGCGCGCGAACUGCAGAUCGUUGCCACGCAGAUUCAGCAGAAGCUGACGGACGCCGUAGAACAGAAGCAGCGUCUCCUCAGUGGGCCGUGCUGUCUUCCCUCAGGCGCUCUCGCGUCUCCCUUCGCGGUCGUCGCCGACGUGCCUCCUUCGUCGGCCGUGACAGGGAGCCAACAAGACGCGGUCAAGGCUUUUGGGGCGGUGAUGCAGGGCUGGAUGACGCAGGCGGAGCCGUGGUCACGCCAUCGGGAGCUGACAGGCGUCGUUGCCGCUUUGCGAUGUCUGCUCCAAUGGGUGACGGAAGACACAGAGGCAGACCCGGAGGAAACCUUCGCGGUGGGGGAGGCGGGUGCAAACCAGACAGCGUCCGUCUGGCCGCCGCUGCCCCAGUGUCCAGCCGUUGCUCUCGCGGAGGAUGUCUUCCUACAUCUGCCAGAAGUGGAGCUGGAGAAGGUGAUGGAGGAGCAGGUGCACGCUCCUGUGAAAGCGUUGCGUGCCUUCUUUGAUCAACUCACCGCCACCUGUGUUCGGGACCGCAUUUGCCUUCCGCCAGAAGUGGCCGCCGUUUUCACGGCUCUGGAGACGACGGUCGUGGAGGGGUGGACGUCCUUAGUGGCGCAACGACACCAGUGGGCGGAGAAGGUGGAGGACGCAGCGUCGGCGACGGAGCUGGCGGCCGCGGCAGCUCAGUCACUACUCCGCGCACGCACAGAGCUGCAGGCGCAGUCAGAGUCUUGUGAGCAGCUCCGCAACGCUCUUGCGCAGCGGUUGUCAGAGGUGGAGACAGGGAAAGAAUUGCAGCUGGGGAAUUACGCGGCAGCGUGGCAGAAGGGGUGGCGCACGCUCAGCGCGCAACGUGCCUCACUGCUCGCCGCGCAGAGGGCGGUGGACGCUCGUGUGACAGAGGCAGCACACAACGACGCACUCUUAAAGAGCGAGGCAGAGGCGCACGCUGCUGCGGUGGAAGUGAGCAAGAGAGCUGUGCAGGAGCAGCAACGGAAGCUCUCCGCCGCCCAAGCGCUGCUGGAUGAAGCCUCCACGCAGAAGGCAGCACUCGAAGAGGAACUCGCCGCAGCGCAGCAGACCGAGCGUGAGGCGCAGCGGCAGCUGGAGGCAUUGCUGUCCCAUCCUCAGAAGCCAGCAGCAGAAGGGGAGAUGCAGUCGGCGGUGCUCUCAGAGAACUGUACUGCACCAGAUACCCUCCUGGGGGUGACGGAGCGUGUUCGCCCCAGUGCAGCAGCCGCCCUGCAGUCUGUGCCUGCGUGUCCCGAUGUCUACAAAAUAUGGGCGUCAGACGUGGAGGCACAAAAGCAGCACCUCGCCGAUGACGACGUUCUCGCGGCGCUCUUUAUGGCAGCACCGUGCGGCGACCCCACCGAACUGAGUGGCAACAUGACGGACGGUGCAACAAGGCAGUCGGUGCGUCGAGCCUGCACUGCCGCGCUGCAGCACGUCGCUACGGCGGUGCUGCGACUUCCCGCGGAGUUGUUGAUGCCAGACGUGUUGGACGACGAUCUGCUCAGCCGACUCUCCUGCCUCACGGCACUCGCGGCGGAGGAAGAGUCCAUGCGCACUUCUGCGGCGGCACACCGCACCUUCGUAGCGGAGGCGCAGGCCGAGAUGCGUCUUCUUCGCCAGGAGCUGACUGCCGGUGUGUAG
Leptomonas pyrrhocoris is the source of this 2245-nucleotide messenger RNA. RefSeq lists its product as hypothetical. Bases 116 to 2245 code for a protein of 709 amino acids. The record is from RefSeq and is a predicted model, not a curated record. The transcript has a single exon. Lineage: Eukaryota; Euglenozoa; Kinetoplastea; Trypanosomatida; Trypanosomatidae.